This is a messenger RNA of Helianthus annuus (common sunflower), 1120 nucleotides long. RefSeq lists its product as uncharacterized. Bases 38 to 880 code for a protein of 280 amino acids. The transcript is spliced from 4 exons. The record is from RefSeq and is a predicted model, not a curated record. Lineage: Eukaryota; Viridiplantae; Streptophyta; Magnoliopsida; Asterales; Asteraceae.
UUUCCCUAUGUAUUCAUACUUCCUCAAAUUGAGUUAAAUGGAUAAACAAAAUGAAUGCAACAUUCCAGGAAUCCAUGUUCAUCAAAUGAAAGAGAUCGAAGAACAAUAUCAGUUAUUGAAUCAUGAACGAUCACGUAUCAAUGAAGAAUUGGCACAGGAGAAGGCAGAUGAAGAACAAAUAAACCAGAAACUAACGAGGUUUUCGUACCUUGAUAAGCUAAUAGAAUGGAAGAUGUUGGAAAUUGAGAAUAUUGAACAUUGGGAUCCAGAUUAUAGACUCGGGCUUGGUUUUCCAUGUGGUUUUCCAUCAACAAGAAAAGGUGGAAAAGAUGUUAAAACAACAGUAAGACCAGAUCUGAAAUGUUGCCGGAAAUGGCUUGUCAAGAAAGGGAGGAUGGACAUCAGUUAUUUGGAAGAAGUUCUAGAAGAACAUAUCUGUUCAAUGAAAUCGAGUGACAUGACAUAUAGUGGCACGCUAGAACUUAGCGAUAUGAUGGAGGGCAUGGCGCAAAGGAUCCAACAUGGAAACAAGAAACGAGCAGACGAAAUGAAAAUUUUUAAAAAAAUAAGCAACUUCUUGGAGACAAAAGAAAGUUUCAUUGAACCAGAAUCCCACCCUCAGUGGUCACCAAGAAGAUCAAAGCGAGAUACGGAUUAUAAUCUAUAUAGAAGGCAUCAUAAACUAAGUAUUUUGUUGGAAGACGCUGACACACUAAAGAGGGAACAAAACGAACGUCAAGCAAAAGCUAAAAGUCUUAAAGCCGAGUUGCAAUAUGUGAGAAAGAAGAUCAAUUAUUUAAACAACCAGCUUGAAAAUGUUGAUUCAAAGAUACUCAAAGCCUAUAAACACGGCAACCAGCUUCGAGACCAAAAGAAGUAACAAUCAAGAUGUGAUCUUUGAUGGUCGUGACUUGUGAAUGUUUGGUUUGAUAGGUCCAUGAGGUAAUUGAACUAUUUAAUACAAAGCAAAUAAAAUUGGUAAAUUUGUUACAUGUUCAUCGAAUUGAUGUUUUUAUGUUGGAAAUGUAUUUUUUUUAUUAUUCCUAUCUUGUAAUUUUCAAUUUACAUACUAUGUACAUGUCUAUUUAUAAUCAUUUGAAUUGCACGUUUCAUGAACAAA